Cataglyphis hispanica is the source of this 1680-nucleotide messenger RNA. Its product is annotated as conserved oligomeric Golgi complex subunit 3-like. The transcript is spliced from 3 exons. Lineage: Eukaryota; Metazoa; Arthropoda; Insecta; Hymenoptera; Formicidae. The record is from RefSeq and is a predicted model, not a curated record. The coding region runs from base 122 to 676 and encodes 184 amino acids.
CAAGAAAUGUGGAAUGUAAAUCAUUAAAUGCAAGUUGAACUUAAAUUUUUGUCAGUAGAAUUGCGAGCAGUCUACAAUUGAAUGAACUGCAAAUGUGACUUGUCACAAAGAGACAUUAAUCAUGUGGAUCUUUUGUGCAUUGAUUGGACUCUUUCAACUCGUAAUCCUAUUGAUGUUGUCUGGUUUUCUGUUUUCCGUCGCUGCCGUUUCGCGUUUGAUGGAAGUAACAGUUAUUUUGGUAUAUCCUACAACUGUAUUUUUAUUGAGACAAUCUGCAAAUUUAAUCAUUCUUCUAACAAUCCUGACGGUAAGACUGACAUCAUCGGCGUUUCAGAAACUGUACGCACUUGUUAAAUGUGAUCAGUAUAUAGUUGGAAGAGAUCAGUUGGAAGAGAUUCCUCAACGAGAAAGAAUUUCUCCAUUGCCGGAAAUGCCUCAGCUUUUCGAUACGCAAACUCCUUUCGUGCCUUAUAAAAGAACCCUUCUUGAAGAUUUACCAGAAGACAUUUUGAAAGAAAUUUCUCCUACAUCAUUGGCAGAUGAGAGUAUUAUCGAGCCUCCAUUGGAUCAAUCACAUAAUAAUAACCCGAAUAAUAACCCAAAUAAUAACCCGAAUAAUAACCCGAAUAAUAACCCUGACAUGGAGUUAACAGCAUGCAGUGAUAUAUGCAAUUGAUUGCUAAUAAAAAAUGGAUUAUUAAUAGAAAGGAUAUUUGUGUAAAAAAAAAAUUUAUACAAAAACAAUUUUUAUAUAAAUAUUAAAUAUAUAUAUUUAUUUAUUCUUUAUUGCAAAAUAAAUUUGUAUAUGUACAUGAUUAUCUAGAAUUAAAUUCUUUUGAAUUUAUGAAAAGAUGAAAAAUACUCAAAAUUAUUUUAACAGAUGCACUGUAUAUAUAAACGAAUGCGUAUAAACGAACACAGUGAAGUAGUCAAUUUAUUGCCUUGUCAGUACAUCGAUUGAAAUUGCAUCAGUUGAUAAAGUUUUAUUUCUAUUGCAAAUCAUAAAUUAAAAUAAUUUUUAUGUCAAAAUGUAGUACCCUAUAUGUUACAUUAUAAUCGUUUUUUACUAGCAUUAAAUUGAAAAAUUGUUUUUCUUUUAUAAAUUUAUUGCAGAAGAAAUGGAUGUGAGUCAAUGUUCUUAGAAUUUAUUGUAAUAUAUUAUUGAACUUUUAUAAAUAUUUUUAAUAAUGCAGUUAGAAGCUAUGUUGAUGGACUUAAGUAAUAAAAUUCCUUAUUUGCAACAUAUCCUUCGUCCGGAAUACAUUCCAUAUUUAAUCACAGUUACGAUAAUAUUGAUAGGAUGGCUUCUUGUGUCUUGGAUAUUUCAUGUGCGUAUCUAAAAUCUAUUCGAUUAAUUUAUAAUUAAUCAUAAUUAAUUUUUUAUAGGUAAUUUGGAUGUUGCUCACUCCUCUAGCAAUAAGCACUAUUGUCAUAGCGCUGAUAUGUCCAGCAACAAGCAAAUUGUGUUUCCAACAACUAGGAGCAAAUUUAGAAGAGAUAAUAAAUAAUUUUGUCCAUAGAUUUCAGGCAUCUUAAUAAUGGCAUCAAUAUAUAUAUAUAUAUAUAUGAAAAGGUUUAAUAAUUUAAUUUUUAAAUUGUAUGAGUAAAUUGUAUUAUGCUAUAUUCAUAUUUAUAUUAUGGAUUGUAUAAUUUGUUUAAUGUUUACUGCAAAUCUUCUCA